Bactrocera oleae (olive fruit fly) is the source of this 4739-nucleotide messenger RNA. The record is from RefSeq and is a predicted model, not a curated record. Lineage: Eukaryota; Metazoa; Arthropoda; Insecta; Diptera; Tephritidae.
AUUCAGUUUUGAUUUUUUGUAUGAAAUUUAAUACUACACGUUAUUAAGCCACACUAUAAUAAAAUAAAGAAUUUGAGGGCAAGCCAUAAUUAUAUUUUGUUUUCGUAAAUUAGCUUAUCUCAUGUAUACAUUUAAUAGAUGCAAUUAAUGCUAAUUGCACUACGGUGCAUAUUGUACUUUUCUGACAGAAGAGACAACACUGUUAACUAUUCACAAUAAAGAUAUUUUUCACUCCAGUGUCGAUUUACUUUCUUUGUGUAGUGGAUGCAAAUUUCGUGGUAAUUUAAUUAUAGUUUACAUAUUUUACAAUUCCAGCAAAAGAAAAAGUAGGAGAAAAUUCUUAAAAUAAAAAGCUUGCGGUCAAAGGUUAUCUAUUAUUUAUUUGGAUCUAACGUGUUGUACACUAUUGAUUUAAAAUUAACACUUUGUCACAGUGAAAAUCAAUAUGCUCCAGAGGAGCAAAAGAGACUCCCGGUGGGUGUUGGGGAGCAAUAAGUCCACGUUACUUUUUUCUUUGUGCAUUCGAUGGCAUAUACCAUAUGGGAGGCGUAUGUGUCUACAUCAGCAUAGUAUUUGCUGAUGUUGGAUGCUUUGAAUAAGCGCUAUUGAUUUUUUUGUGCGUCAAAGACGUGAGCAAAUAUAAAUUUUAUAUAAAUACUUGGGGUUAAAUUUUUCCCUAAUUUACAUAAACUUUUGUAUGUACGGUAAAAUUGGGUGUUACUAAACAUUUCUGAAUGUGUAAGAACACUUAUAAAUAAUUAAUAAGGGUGAACAUUAGUUGAUGCAACACGACUGCACCAACGAUACAGUAUAAAAUGAUUCAUAAUCAUCAAAGGAAGUUCACAUUGCGGUCAAGUGCAUUCUACGAAGGGAUAAUCAUUAGUUGAUUAUUUAAAAACCAAGACUAAGGAAUAAAGAAGUCAUUGAUCCACGAAUCGAAAUUAUCAUUUUUUCUUUUUAACCACUCUUGUGUACACAAAUUUCCAGACAGUGUCAUAUACUUCAGUCAUUCAUAUAUAACAUUAACUGAAAAGUAAGCGAUAAGAGCAACAGCUAAUAAUGUACACCUAACGUUUAUGGAGCACAAUAUCAUUAGCUGCAUCAAAACUUUUGAAGCCCAGGCUCAGCCCAUAUUAUUAACGCUUCGAAAAGUGCACCACUGAGUUAGAAAAAUUACUGUUUAAUUACUGUCGUUGUUGAAACAACGAGAUGGGGUCGUUAUUCCGUAGUGAGGAGAUGACUUUGUGUCAACUCUUUUUGCAAAGUGAAGCGGCCUAUGCUUGCGUGUCCGAAUUAGGCGAAUUGGGUCUGGUACAAUUCAGAGACCUUAAUCCCGAUGUGAACGUUUUUCAACGCAAGUUCGUCAACGAAGUGCGCCGCUGUGACGAGAUGGAGCGUAAAUUGCGUUAUUUGGAAAAAGAAAUCAAAAAGGAUGGUAUACCAAUGUUGGAUACGGGCGAAAGUCCCGAAGCACCUCAACCUAGAGAAAUGAUUGAUUUGGAAGCCACUUUUGAAAAACUGGAAAACGAGUUGCGCGAAGUUAACCAAAAUGCGGAGGCAUUGAAACGCAACUUCUUGGAAUUAACUGAAUUGAAACAUAUUUUGCGCAAAACACAAGUUUUCUUCGAUGAGACGGUGCCUACAGUUUCUUACAAUACCUCCUCCUCCACUACUACUUUUAAAUCACGCUGGCGCUAUGGACGGAGACAGAUGGCCGACAAUCAGAACGAGGAUGAGCAGGCGCAGCUGCUGGGGGAAGAGGCUGGCAUGCGCGCUAGUCAGCCCGGACAAAAUUUAAAGCUUGGCUUUGUGGCUGGCGUAAUUUUGCGCGAGCGAUUGGCUGCCUUUGAGCGCAUGCUGUGGCGCGCCUGUCGCGGUAAUGUUUUUCUGCGUCAAGCCAUGAUUGAAUCACCGCUCGAAGAUCCAUCGAAUGGUGAUCAGGUGUACAAGUCGGUGUUUAUUAUCUUCUUCCAAGGUGAUCAGUUGAAGACACGUGUCAAGAAGAUAUGCGAAGGCUUUCGUGCCACAUUAUAUCCAUGCCCAGAGGCACCGGCCGAUCGCCGUGAAAUGGCCAUGGGUGUUAUGACGCGCAUUGAGGAUUUGAAUACGGUGCUGGGGCAAACGCAAGAUCAUCGUCAUCGUGUUUUGGUCGCCGCCGCCAAGAACCUAAAGAAUUGGUUUGUGAAAGUGCGCAAAAUCAAAGCCAUUUAUCACACGUUGAAUCUCUUCAAUUUGGAUGUGACACAAAAGUGUCUAAUCGCUGAAUGCUGGGUACCGGUGCUGGACAUCGAGACCAUUCAAUUGGCAUUGCGUCGCGGCACCGAACGUUCUGGUUCUUCGGUGCCACCGAUUUUGAAUCGCAUGCAAACUUUUGAAAAUCCACCAACAUACAAUCGCACCAAUAAGUUCACCAAAGCUUUUCAAGCGCUAAUCGAUGCAUAUGGCGUGGCUUCGUAUCGGGAAAUGAAUCCCGCUCCGUAUACGAUUAUAACGUUUCCCUUCUUGUUUGCUGUGAUGUUUGGUGAUCUCGGACAUGGUACACUUAUGGCUCUAUUCGGUUUAUGGAUGAUACGCAAGGAGAAGGGUUUGGCUGCACAGAAAACUACAAAUGAAAUUUGGAAUAUAUUUUUCGGUGGACGUUACAUAAUAUUCCUCAUGGGCGUAUUCUCUAUGUAUACGGGCUUAAUAUAUAAUGACAUAUUCUCAAAGUCGCUAAAUAUAUUCGGUUCACAUUGGCAUAUCAACUAUAAUAAGACAACUGUGCAGAAUAAUAAACAUUUGCAAUUGAAUCCCGGCACUGCUGACUAUGAAGGUGAACCCUAUCCAUUUGGUAUGGAUCCCAUUUGGCAAGUGGCCACAGCCAACAAGAUUAUAUUUCAAAAUUCAUACAAAAUGAAGAUAUCGAUUAUAUUCGGUGUGAUUCAUAUGAUUUUCGGCGUGUCUUUAAGUCUGCAUAAUCACACUUAUUUCAAGAACCGAAAUGCUCUGCUCUAUGAAUUCAUACCGCAGUUGAUCUUCUUGGUUAUGAUGUUCUUCUAUUUGGCACUUUUGAUGUUUAUCAAAUGGAAUAGAUUCGCUGCGACUAAUCCACCCCCCUUUUCUGCCGGUUGCGCUCCUUCGAUUUUGAUUACGUUCAUUGAUAUGGUUUUGGGUAACACGCCGAAACAACCGCCCGAAGGCUGCCAAACAUAUAUGUAUGCUGGCCAAUCAUUCUUCCAGAAUUUUUUCCGUUUCGUCGCACUUUGUUGUAUACCUGUAAUGCUGCUCGGAAAACCACUUAAGAUUAUUCAACAGCGUCGACAAGCAAAUGAGGAGCGUCAAAAUCUAACUGGCGCUACAAGUGAUGCAGAAGUGGGCAUGACUAACGGCACUGUUGGCGGUGUUGCUGGACACGGUGGCGGCGGCGAUGCUCACGAGGAAGAGGAGCUUUCAGAAAUCGCUAUACAUCAAGGCAUACAUACUAUUGAAUUCGUUUUGGGCUCCGUAUCGCAUACAGCAUCGUAUUUACGUUUAUGGGCAUUGUCUUUGGCACACGCACAAUUGGCUGAGGUUUUAUGGAAUAUGGUUCUAUCGAUUGGCUUGAAACAGGAGGGUUGGACUGGCGGUAUUAUGCUGACUAUUGUUUUCGCCUUCUGGGCCAUACUCACUGUGGGCAUUUUGGUGUUGAUGGAGGGCUUGUCAGCAUUCUUGCAUACUCUACGUCUGCACUGGGUGGAAUUUCAAAGUAAGUUUUACAAAGGUACCGGUUACGCUUUUCAACCAUUCGCCUUCGAUCAAAUUAUUGAAAAUGGCGGCGCCGCUGCAGUCGAUGGUGCCGAGUAAAAUCAAUAAAUGUUGUCGUUUGAUUGAAAUAUGUUGAAACGUUUGGAACGACAGUGGUUGCUCCACAAGCACAGCACAUGAACAUUGAAGAAUUUAUGCACACAUACAUUUAUAAUAAAGUAAUUAAUUAAAUAUGUACUCGUAUUAAGCAGUUAUUGAAUUUAAUAUGUAAUAUUCACCUACAACUAAACUAAUUGAAUUUAGUGGAAUUACAUAUAUACAUAAAUACUAUAAUCACAUAUACAUAUAUAACAUGUUUACUACAAUCAGUAAGGCUUCUAGAAUGCUUCGUAAGGCGAUGUGAGGAAACGUUUGGGAAUGCUUGCGAACACUUGUGCUCGCCUUUCGACUUGCAAUUGAGAUUAUCCAAUAUAUUACUACAUAUGCAUAUAUAUAUAUACACAGUUCUAUGUUUUAUGUAAUAAUUUUAAUGUUACGAGAGUUCAUAGCAUGAAAUAACGCUUUUAGCAUUCAUCGACAAACAUAAAAAAUGUAUGUAUACCAAAAUGUAUAAAUUCAAUUAUGUAUGUAGUUAUCGGCAAUUAAUAAUACGCAUUUCUUUGUAUUUUUUUUAUAAUAAAAUAUCUUUAUUUUCCUAAAUACAGUUUAUUUAUAAACUUUUUAGCAAACUACUUAAUGCAAUUUAAAAACAUCACGUUCCUAAUAAUUAAUAUAAAAAGCAUUAUACAAACCUCAAAAAAUAGUGUUGAAAUUUGCGUUAUACAAGCAUACAUGUAUUUUGUGGUGUGGUAUAUCUCAGUUAAUAAACACAGCUGCAGAAUUCAAUUAAUGCUGAAUCAAUGUGAUUUACAAAAGUUGUAACAUUUUCAGUUUUUCCAUUGAUUUGGUAACUUGAAUAACUUACACUUAUCUGAAUAUAAUUAAAUAAAAUGUAGAAAAUGUUGUUGUUCAGAAAA